AUGCACAAGCAGCAGCAGCAGCAGCAGCAGCAGCUGCACCAACAGCAGCAGCAGCACCAGCAGCCGCUGCAGUGGCAGCAGCUGCACCAACAGCAGCAGCACCCGCCGCACCAGCAGCAGCAGCAGCAGCCGCUGCACCAACAUCAGCUGCCGCUGCAACUGCAGUCGCUGCAGCUGCAGCAGCCGCUCCACAAGCAAGAGCCGCAGCAGCAGCAGUCGCUACAGCAGCAGUCACUGCAGCAGCAGCCGCUGCGGCAGCUGUCGCUACAGCAGCCGCAGCAGCAGCAAUCGCUACUGCAGCAGUCACUGCAGCAGCAGCCGCUGCGGCAGCUGUCGCUACAGCAGCAGCAGCAGCAGUCACUGCAGCAGCAGCCGCUGCAGCAGCUGUCGCUACAGCAGCAGCAGCAGCAGAAGUCACUACAGCAGCAGCCGCUGCGGCAGCUGUCGCUACAGCAGCAGCAGCAGUCACUGCAGCAGCAGCCGCUGCAGCAGCUGUCGCUACAGCAGCAGCAGCAGCAGCAGUCGCUACAGCAGCAGCCGCUGCAGCAGCUGUCGCUACAGCAGCAGCAGCAACAGUCGCUGCAGCAGCAGCCGCUGCAGCAGCCGUCGCUACAGCAGCAGCAGCAGCAGCAGUCACUGCAGCAGCAGCCGCCGCGGCAGCUGUCGCUACAGCAGCAGCAGCAGCAGUCACUACAGCAGCAGCCGCUGCGGCAGCUGUCGCUACAGCAGCAGCAGCAGCAGUCGCUACACCAGCAGCCGCUGCAGCAGCUGUCGCUACAGCAGCAGCAGCAGCAGCAGUCACUACAGCAGCAGCCGCUGCGGCAGCUGUCGCUACAGCAGCAGCAGCAGCAGCAGCAGUCGCUACAGCAGCAGCCGCUGCGGCAGCUGUCGCUACAGCAGCAGCAACAGCAGUCGCUGCAGCAGCAGCAGCAGCCGCUGCAGUGGCAGCCGCUGCACAAGCAGCAGCAGCAGGAGCCGCUGCAGCAGCAGCCGCUGCACAAGCAGCAGCAGCAGCAGCCGCUGCAGCAAGAGCCGCUGCAGCAGCAACCGCUGCACAAGCAGCAGAAGCAGCAGAUGCUGCAGCAGCAGCCGCUGCAGCAGCAGUCGCUGCAGCAGCAGCAGAAACCGCUGCAGCAGCAGCAGCAGCAGUCGCUACAGCAGCAACCGAUGCAGCGGCAGUUGCUGCAGCAGCAACCGCUGCAGCAGCAAUCGCUGCAGCAGCAGACGCUGCAGCAGCAGUCGUUGCAGCAGCAGCCUCUGUACCAGCAGCAGCAACAGCAGCAGCAGAUGCUGCAGCAGCAGCCGCUGCAGCACCAGUCAUUGCAGCUGCAGCCGCUGCACAAGCAGCAGCAGCAACAGUCGCUGCAUAAGCAGCAGCAGCAGCAGCUGCCGCCGCUGCAGCAGCAGCAGCAGCCACCGCCGCUGCAGCAGCAGCAGCAGCUGUUCAGCGAGACUGGCCCUUCCCCCAGCGCAUUUGUGGGGCCCCUUAGGCCUAUCGAAAGGUCUCCGCCUGACAGAGCAGCAGCGGCUCAAGCUGCAAAACGAGGCUCAGCAGCAGCAGCAGCAGCAGCAGCAGCAGCAGCAGCAGCAGCAGCAGCAGCAGCGCUGCCAGCCACUGCAACAGCAGCAGGCAGCAGGGGCAGCGAGGCCGAGGCAGCAGCAGGAAUAAGGAAGCUGGAAAGGAAACACCAAGGAGAAAAGUUGUUGAAUAAAGAAAAAGAAAUAAAAAGUGCCACUCAAAGAAAACCCCAAGAGGGGCCCCCCACAAAACCGGGGGGCCCCUCACGCCGCUCUGCUGCUGCUUCGGGCGCAGCAGCCCCUGAUCUCUUCGCCUGCCUGCGGGCUUCCUCUAUAGCAUGCAGCAGCAGCAGCAGCAGCAGCAGCAGCAGCAGCAGCAGCAGAUGCAGCAGCAGAUGCAGCAGCGGAGUCCCCUUGGGUCUCCUUGCUGCCAAUCGCGUCCACCUCACGCCGAUGCAUCAGAGAGACAGCAGGAGGGCCCCCCGAGGCUACGGCGUCUCCCCAGUGGCCCCCCCGCAGCAGCAGCAACAGCAGCAGCAACAGCAGCAGCAGCAGCAGCAGCGGCAGAACUCUGUGCCGGAGCUCCCGGCUGCCUUCAUUGAGGCCUUUGGGCUCCAGAACGCUUCGGCGCUCCUGUGGGGCAGCGCAGCUACGGGGCCACAGCAGCAGCAGCAGCGCAAACAGCAGCAGCAGCAGCAGCAGCAGCAGCAGUCGCUGCUGCAGCGGCCGCGUCGGGGCUCAGUGAGGCCGCAGCAACUGAACAACUCCUCUGGCCGCCGCCAAAGCUAUAUGAAGCCGCGGUAG
Messenger RNA from Eimeria necatrix, 2322 nucleotides. RefSeq lists its product as hypothetical. The coding region runs from base 1 to 2322 and encodes 773 amino acids. Lineage: Eukaryota; Apicomplexa; Conoidasida; Eucoccidiorida; Eimeriidae. The record is from RefSeq and is a predicted model, not a curated record. The transcript is spliced from 2 exons.